AAGGCUUGGUGUAUUUGUGUUUCUUUGACGACGGAUCUUGGUUUCAGGGUACACUGCUAACCAGGGAUAAAAAACAGUAUGGAGUUAUGGGUGAAGCUUGUGGCCCACCAGAGGAAGGGUUUGCUGAAUGCUGUUUUGAAGAAGAACCAUUAUUUUACAUGAUUACCAUUAUUGACCGACAAGAUGAUGAAGAAAUGGUGUUUAAACAUGUUAUGAAGACUGGUGGUGACAACUGUACAUUAACAUCAAAUGAAAUUGACUUUGAAACUGAAGAACUUUUAGUUGGAAGCAAGGCAAGUAAUCACGUGAACAAAUACUGCCGGUCAGAGCUGAAAGGAAAGGAGAGCAUUGUUUGUUCUGGUCACAUGACAAUACAUCGUAAUGUUGAGCAAGACUAAAGGACAAUUGUGAGAUGAAAAGUUUUAAUUAACAGUUCAUAGCAACGGCUUAAAUUUUUCUUACCUUCUUUCCAAUGUGACAUUUUGUCCUAAGGUAAAGCAAGCACUGUCUCGUGCACUUAGAUCUGACGUAGUGAGGGUGUUUUGGAAGUUGUUUUGCAAAACUUUUGUCGUGGCUGAAGAUCCAUAGCAGAAAAAUAUGGUUACCAGUCAGAAUACCGCUGCACUUGUUACAUUGGUUUAUUGUGAAUUCUCCCCAUUGCAAGUUCGGUCCCUAACCCAAAGCAAGUUCGCCUCCACCUUAACUAGUUUACCCCUUUCGACUCGUUUCCUUACAAACGCACUUCUAAUGCACGAGUAAUGCAAAGCCGUGAAACUACUCCAGUCUUAAUCAAACGGGAUUGACAGAAUUUUGUGCCUUUACUCACAGCGCUGUUUAAACCUAGUUAUUUUGUCUUUCCUUCGAACUUCAUGCUGACCCAAAAGCUUCAACAGCAUUGCAUAAUAACGCUCUUAACGGGUAGUUUGUUGUUGUAAGGGUGCAAACUCGCAAAGGUCAGUGAUUUGGGGCGAACUUGCAAGGGCCGAAUUUAUCAGUUACCUUCAUAUUGAGCAGUUGCAAAUAGUAUAGCGUCACAAGUACUUUAUACAUGCUUGCGUUUGGCGUUAUUUGGCUUAUCGUGAAAUAAUUUGAAAUGUGAUUAAAUUGAUAUUUGCUUAUUUGCGCCACAAAAAGACUUAGGAGAUGAGAUGUCUGUGGUAGCCGAGUUUUUGUUCUUUGCCCUUCUUUGAGUAAGAGUACUACAAAAUCUUUCCCAUAGGGGACAUCAAGCGAGAUUUGACUACAACUUUGUAAACCACUAUUAAACGUGGAUGAAUGUGC
Molecule: messenger RNA, 1281 nt
Organism: Pocillopora damicornis (cauliflower coral)
Lineage: Eukaryota; Metazoa; Cnidaria; Anthozoa; Scleractinia; Pocilloporidae
Source: RefSeq, a predicted model, not a curated record